CUGGGUUGUAAAUAACUAAAACCAAGAGAAUAUAGAGAUGUUCCUUAGACAAUCGAGACGUCUUCUCCAUACAGUUCCACGUCUUCCAGUAUCACAGCUGCCUGGGCUUUACUCUCCGCUUGGGUUCCAAACUGCCUGGACGGACUACCAGCAGUUCUUAACCACGAGAUUGACGGAGCUCACUGCUGGUACCGCUGACGAGACUCGUUUCCCGUUCUACAUUGCACAGGUGACCUCAAAGGACCAGACGAAGCAGAAGGUGUUCAACGUUGCCUCUCAGGCCCAUAACAACCAUUUUUUCUUCCAGCAGCUGACCAGUCCUGAGAACAACCACACGAGGCCAUCUAGACAGUUGGAACAGAGAAUCAACGAGCAAUUUGGUUCUUUAGAGGGCCUUGGAAAGGUUUUUGUUGAUGCCUCUGAUGCUGUUGUUGGUCAGGGAUGGUUGUUCCUUGCUGAAAGAGCCGAUAAGCAGUUGGAAGUUCUUGCCUUGAACAACAGUGGUUCUCCAUACCAAUUCAACGCUAACCAAGGCAUUGAUUUAAACGGGCCAGUUGGUAAAGAUGAUUUCCAACUGUUGGAAUCCAUCAAGCAGGAUCUCAAGGAGGGGAUCCAGGACUUUACAUUCCCACUAAUUGGCAUUAGUUUAUGGGAUCAGUCAUACCUCAUCGAUUACGGUCUUAACGGCAAGAAGGAGUACAUCAAGAAGGUGUUUGACUCUUUGAACUGGGAUGUUAUUAACAGCAGAGUCUUCAAGUUGUAAAUAGAGUGCUCCCUACAACUGCUAAAAAGAUAUUUCAUGUACAUAUACAAUUACAAUUGGGUUAUGGAACCACACAGCUCCACUACAUCUAGUAGAUCUUUAUCGUUAUACCAGUCCAAUCCUUCUUCGAAGAUUAC
Molecule: messenger RNA, 900 nt
Organism: Williopsis jadinii
Lineage: Eukaryota; Fungi; Ascomycota; Saccharomycetes; Phaffomycetales; Wickerhamomycetaceae
Gene: RSM26
Product: mitochondrial 37S ribosomal protein mS42
Exons: 1
Coding region: 38-763 (241 amino acids)
Biological process (GO): superoxide metabolic process
Molecular function (GO): superoxide dismutase activity; metal ion binding
Source: RefSeq, a predicted model, not a curated record